Molecule: messenger RNA, 612 nt
Organism: Phoenix dactylifera (date palm)
Lineage: Eukaryota; Viridiplantae; Streptophyta; Magnoliopsida; Arecales; Arecaceae
Source: RefSeq, a predicted model, not a curated record
AUGGAUAUUGAUCUGGCACUUCGUGAGGACAUGCUACCUGUCCCCAUGGAGGAAACUACGCUAGAGGAGAAAAAGUUGCAUGAGAGGUGGGAGCGGUCAAACCGCUUAAGUCUUUUACUCAUACAAAAUCAUAUCUCCAGAAAGAUAAGGGGCUCAAUUCCUGAUUGCAAAACUGCAAAAGAAUUCUUAACAACAGUAGAAGAGCAAUUUAUGAGUUCAAAGAAAGCCCUAGCCAGCAUCUUAAUAUCAAGGUUUGCUUCCUUAAAGUAUUAUGAUAAUGGUGGCAUACGCGAGCACAUUAUGGAGUUACGUGACAUCGCUGCCCAAUUAAAAUCAUUGGAAGUAGACAUGUCAGAGACUUUUCUUGUACACUUUGUUCUUAAUUCUCUGCCUAUAGAGUAUGCACCAUUUAAGAUCUCAUACAACACACAUACAGAAAAAUGGACUAUAAAUCAACUUCUAGCCAUGUGUGUUGAUGAGGAGCAGAGAAUAAAACAAGAGAGGCAAGAGAGUGUUUAUCUCACCUAUUAUAGGGGAAAAGGACAUAAAGAGAUUGGCUGUACCAGUCAUCAUAUUCCUGUCAAGAAGAAGAAAAAUGAAAGUGUCAGCUAA